AUGAGCGCUUCAGUCCACCGGACCCCCAAAUCUGGAAGGCAAUACCAGUUCUUCCAAGAUUUAGCAACCCCUGUAUCUUCUCAAAGAUCUGAGGGAAAAUUCACGACUCCGGGUCAGGUAGCAGCUGUUUCGGCUCUAAGGCGUGAAAAUUUAGCAAACUCUGAUCUUCCGCCUCCGCCAGUUUUUACUCUUGAAGACCGGUCUAAUUUUUCUCCUGAAUUGGGGAUUUCGGACUAUAUGAUGUCUCCAGAAUUGAAAUCAGAUCCUAUAACCCCUGUGCAGAGUUCAGUUAGGGACUUUUCAACUCCUAGGAGUAAGCCUGAUUCAAGUACUUCAUAUGGCAUUGUUGGUAAGCAGCAGCAGAGCCCCGUUGUGAGUUCGAGCUGGUGGUCCCCUGUGAAAUUUGUAAGUAAUACAGAGCAAGAUGAUAAAGGAAAGAGUUCUCCAGUUGAAGGUGUGAUCCAACCUGGUGCCUUGAUAACAUUGCCACCCCCGAGGGAGGUUGCUAGACCGGAAAUGAAGAAGAGUUUGGUGCCCAUGGAGAACCUUGACGAGGAGGAAUGGGUCACUGUCUAUGGAUUUUCACCAGCUGAUACUAAUCUAGUUUUGCGGGAGUUUGAAAAAUGUGGUGUGAUUCUGAAACAUGUUCCUGGCCCAAGAGAAGCUAAUUGGAUGCACGUUCUGUAUCAGAAUCGAUUCGAUGCUCGUAAAGCACUCAGCAAAAAUGGCAUGGAAAUAAAAGGAGUGCUUAUUAUUGGAGUCAAGCCUGUGGAUCCAAUGGAACGACGGGCUUUAAACGAGAGGCUUAGCAAUCAAGGAUAUCAAGGAUUUAUGCCAUUACCCCCUGCACCAUCAUAUGGAAACUCGACAUCAAAUGGUUUAGAAGUGCGCCCUCAUCCAUACUAUGCCCAGAAUAGCAGUUCUGGUGGCCAGGAAUCUGCUGGUACCAUUGUCACACCUGCCAAAUCGAUGGUCUCGAAGGCUGCCCUUUUUCAAGAUUAA
Messenger RNA from Fraxinus pennsylvanica, 1002 nucleotides. The record is from the annotation of a GenBank genome assembly. Lineage: Eukaryota; Viridiplantae; Streptophyta; Magnoliopsida; Lamiales; Oleaceae.